Molecule: messenger RNA, 513 nt
Organism: Phytophthora infestans T30-4
Lineage: Eukaryota; Oomycota; Peronosporomycetes; Peronosporales; Peronosporaceae
Exons: 2
Coding region: 1-513 (170 amino acids)
Biological process (GO): glutathione metabolic process
Molecular function (GO): glutathione transferase activity
Source: RefSeq, a predicted model, not a curated record
AUGGCCCAGCCCCAGCUCAAGCUCACGUACUUCGACGGCAAGGCCCCGACGCUGCCCUUCGGCCAGGUGCCUGUCCUCGAGGUGGAUGACACGGUCUACGCGCAGAGCAUGGCUAUCGUUCGCUACGCCGCCAAGAUCGCCGGCCUGUACCCGACCGACGCGCUCGAGGCGUUGAAGGUCGACGUGUUCUCGUGCUCGCUGUGCGAAAUCGAGACUCCCUUUGUGGACUUCAUGUUCCUGACUCGGGACGAGACCGUGAAGGCGCAGAAGAAGAAGGUGUUCAUCGAAGAGACGGUGCCCAAGUUCCUUGCCACGCUCGAGAAGAUGGCGGCUGGUAGAUUCAUCCUCGGAGACAAGCUGUCGUAUGCUGACUUGCAGUUCCUCGAUGUUGUGGACAACAAGAUUAAGUGGGCGUUCCCGGAUUUCAAGGUGGACGCUUUCCCCAAGAUCGCCGCUCUGCUGAGCAGCGUCAAGGUGGAGCCCAAGGUCGCCGCCUAUUUGUCGAAGCAGUAG